GGGACCACAACUCCCAGAGUGCCCCGCGCCGUCGCCGCUGCUGCUCUCGAGACCAACAUGGCCGCUCGUCUCUCCACCUUCCUCAAGAAUACGUGGGGCAAGGAGCCCGUGCUGGUGGCGUCCUUCACCAUCGCGGGUCUUGCUAUACUUCUGCCCAUAUUCAGCCCUUAUAGCAAGUAUGCCAUCAUGAUCAACCAGGCCACACCCUACAACUACCCAGUGCCCCUCCGAGAUAAUGGGAACCUGCCUGACGUGCCCAGUCACCCCCAGGACCCCCAGGGCCCCAGCCUGGACUGGCUGAAGAAUCUGUGAACACUUCAGAUGGAGGAGGCCCUCCACCCUGUGUCCCAAUAAAACUGUGAAUACAAACCCCAAAA
This is a messenger RNA of Jaculus jaculus (lesser Egyptian jerboa), 377 nucleotides long. It is a transcript of the gene Ndufa3, whose product is annotated as NADH:ubiquinone oxidoreductase subunit A3. Lineage: Eukaryota; Metazoa; Chordata; Mammalia; Rodentia; Dipodidae. Bases 58 to 312 code for a protein of 84 amino acids. The transcript has 4 exons. The record is from RefSeq and is a predicted model, not a curated record. Gene Ontology annotation, cellular component: mitochondrial inner membrane.